Molecule: messenger RNA, 2848 nt
Organism: Closterium sp. NIES-67
Lineage: Eukaryota; Viridiplantae; Streptophyta; Zygnematophyceae; Desmidiales; Closteriaceae
Source: the annotation of a GenBank genome assembly
CAGGCCACGCAACGCCGCCGCUUCUUCAUUUCUAGGACUCAUUCUUUCUUUUCUUUUCCGCCGGGAUUCUCGAGUCCAUCCACUCCCAUGGGGACUUUCCAGCUUACGUCACAAUUUACAAUCUGUAAUUGAGCUCUCUUGCUUCUCCGCCACGCUGCUGACACCCCUGCCUGCCUGGAAACAUGACCUGGAUAUUAGUUUUCAUGCCACCAGUUUCCUAAAUACAGAUCUAACUUGCUAGAAAUCCGCUCAGAAUACUCCAUCAGCUGCACGAUUCCACCCGUUAGCAGAGAACCAUCAUGGUUCUCUGCAAUGAUUGCUUAGAGAUCAGUCAAUCGGAAUGACCAGGUGUAAAAGUCAUGGCGAUCGUCGCCUGCCUGGAAAUACCAUGGUCGAGGCAGCGACUUAGGAGAAAUUCAGGAAAAAACAAAUCUCACAAGGCCGAAGCCGACCUUCAGUCAGAAGCCAAGGCGGAGGUUGAGACCCGUUAUCUAUUCUGGCAGAAGCCUCGACGUACCGAUCCUCUUGAGUAAGUUCCCGCUUGAAACGCCGAGCUUGCCAGGUUGUCUCAAUUCGCGGUUUUUCCAACCGUGCGCCUUCGCGAAUGGGUCGGGUAGAGCGCUGGGUAUCAUAUCAGAUCACAGCGGAGCUCCCUCGAGUGUUACUUAUAUCGCUUGGCUUUAUUGCCAAGAGCCGCCCCGCCUCUAGAAGUGUCGAGUUUGCUUCUAACUUCAGCUGACGAGGCUUCGGAUUGCCUUGACGGAGGUCGGUUCUUGUCCGUCAGGAGACGCUCCUUUUUUCUUAGUCCGAGAGGAGCUCGCUAAGGCGACCUAACUCACGCCAGCUCUCUGGGUUUGCGCGCUGAGUGAGCAUUGCUGAUGGCGCACGGGCGGAUCCGAGUCAACAUGGCACGCCCGCUAGUGGCGGUGCUGCUGUGCUGCAUCUCCGCUGUGUGCCUCACAGGAAUCCUCGCAGCACCAGCAGCAGCAGCAGCUGCUGUAUCAGGUGUGCCUCCAACCCCAACCUCCACUCCCUCAUCCUCAUCUGCAUCAGGAGCCUCUCGUGCUUCCGCAACCUCUCGCGCCUCCCCCACAGCUGCUGCCUCCACAUCAGCCCCAACCUCCACCCCCUCAUCCUCAUCUGCAUCAGCAGCCUCUCGUGCUUCUGCGGCGUCUCGUGCCUCUGCAGCAUCGCGUGCGUCCACAGCAUCACGCGCCUCCACACCAUCCGUCCGAUCCGUUGUUCCUUCACUGCCGAAUCAGCAGACUCCCAUUCGUCCUGCCCAGUCCCAGCGUACUACACCGCAGCCUGCUACAUCCCAGCCCACUCAGUCGCAGCCCGCUCAGUCGCAGCCUGCUCAGUCCCGGCCUGCCCCAGUACAGCCUCGCCUGCAACCAGUGCAGGUGCCAUCACAGGCUAGAUCCCCGUCGAUGCCUAUGGUAACACCUGCCUCUGUAACACCUAGACCGGCUGUAACAUCUACAGUUUCUAUUACCGCAGCGAGCAGUGUUGCAGCAGGAAGCCCUGCCACAGCAGGGACUCGGGUUACACCUGUAACUUCUGCUACUGCAGGGACUCCAGUUACUCCUGUGACGCCUGUAACCGCAGCGACCCUGGUCACUCCAGCCACUCCUGUUCCUGCCGGCGCUCUGGUUGUUCCUGCAACUCCUGUAACAGCAAGCCCGCUGGUUACUCCUGCAUCUUCCGUUACAGCAGGCACCCUGGUUGCUCCUGCAACUGCCGCUACAGCAGGCUCCGUGGUUGCUCCUGCAACUCCUGUAACAACUGGAUCUCGGGUGACCCCUGCAAUUCCUGUUGCAGCAGGGGCGCGGGCCGCUCCUGUAACUCCUGUUACUGCUCUGGUUACGUAUUCAGCUCCUGUAACAGCUGGGACUCGGGUUACUACUGUUUCUCCGGCAACAGCAGGGACACUGGCUACUCCUGUAACUCCUGUAACUCCUGUAACAGCUGGGACUCGGGUCAUCCCUGCAACCCCUGUUACAGCAGGGACUCGGGUUACUCCCAUCACUCCUGUGCUCACUCCAUCAAGCCAACCGUCAGGCAGUCAAGUAAGCGCUGUGCCUCUAAGGGGAGUGGCUGUAACAGGGGGUGCAUCUACUGCUGGGACUGCAGGGGCGAGGGGGGCUGGGUUAGAUCGCCCUACUACCAGUGGCACAGCUGUGGUGGGCCGUCCUUCCUCCCUGCCUUCCUCUCUGCUUGCCUCCGUGCCUGUCUCAAUUCCAGCAAGGGACGUGCCAGGAAGGGUUCCAGCAGCAGCCGCAGCAGCAGCAGCAGCAGCAGGAAGGGUUCCAGCAGCCCCAGCCAGGGACCUACCAGCCGCAGCUAGGGUUCCCAUGGCUCCAGAGAGGGAUCUACCAGAGGCUCUCCCUGCAACUGCCACGACACGCAACCUGCCCUCCCAACUGCCCUCCCAGUUGCCCGCGCCAGCAACAGCUGCUAGCACUGGUGGCAGUGCUAGCAGUGGCGGCAGUGGGACUGGUGAAGGUCUAGGGGGGAUGUUGGGUUUCCUGGGCCCUCUGGCGUCCAACGUCUCAAGGUUCUUUGAUGUGAACUGGCUCACUGGCACGUUCUUUUCUGUUGGGUCUUGGUUCUCCUCCCUGCUGCGCGGGCAGACACAGUGACAUGGAGUAUGUCAGUAUGGAGUAUGUUAGUAUGGAGUACGUUAGUAUAGAGUAUGUUAGUAUGGAGUAUGUUGCCAAUUGUAUUCUAGUUUCAUUGGCCCUCUGGCAUCACGCACACGUUCUUUUAUUUUGGCUGUUGGUACUUCUCCCUGGUGUAUGGCCAGUGAUAUGGCGUGUGCUUGUAUGUGAGUGUUAAGGUUCAGAAG